GGCCUGAAUAAAGAUCAAAAAGUCGUCCAAAAUAUUGUAGACGGUAUGAAAAAGGAAGAAGAUUAUCACAGAUCGUUACCAAAGAUAAGUUUAAUAAACAUAUUGCGACGUAGAUCCUGGCGAAAAGCGUUUACUAUCUCAAUGUUUACUUUUACCUUCUUUGAAUUAAACGGCGCCCUUAUUAUAGUUACAUAUGCUUCAACAAUAUUAAGUUCUACAGGAGUAGAAUUUAACAUACGACCAAAAAUACAAGCAUUGAGUUUUCCCAUAGUGAUGAUAAUAGGUUCUCUUAUGGUAGCUACUUGCGUUGAGAGAAUUGGUAGAAAGCCACUUCUGAUUAUGGCAUUCUUAGUCAGCUCUUGCACCAUGUUUUGCAUAGGAAUAAUGAUGUUAAUACAAAUAAAGGAAAACUCUGUACCAGUUUGGCUUCCUGUGGUUGUCAUGAUGUUAUGCGUUUUCAUGUACAGUGGUGGAGUUAUGCCGCUAUCAUAUAUCAUCAUGACAGAGAUGUUUAGUUUCCAGAUCCGUGCAAAACUUAUGGGUAUUGUAGUGACCUACGCUUGGUUGCUAACUUUUUUGUUGUACAACAUACAUGCAUUAUUAUCAAACAACCUUGGCCAAUAUUCUGCGUUUAUGUUUUAUGGCAUAGUAAAUCUUGCUGGUGCCAUAUUCACAUCAAUAUACAUUCCAGAAACGAAAGGAAAGACUGAAGAACAAAUUUUAAAAAUUAUAACAAAAGCCAAAACCAAGGAACCUGAUUUCCAAGAACCUGAAUAA
Bicyclus anynana (squinting bush brown) is the source of this 777-nucleotide messenger RNA. RefSeq names its product facilitated trehalose transporter Tret1-like. NCBI's taxonomy places the organism in Eukaryota, Metazoa, Arthropoda, Insecta, Lepidoptera, Nymphalidae. Gene Ontology annotation, cellular component: membrane. Gene Ontology annotation, biological process: transmembrane transport. The record is from RefSeq and is a predicted model, not a curated record. The transcript has 4 exons. The coding region runs from base 46 to 777 and encodes 243 amino acids. Gene Ontology annotation, molecular function: transmembrane transporter activity.